This is a messenger RNA of Pelmatolapia mariae (spotted tilapia), 1662 nucleotides long. RefSeq names its product cytochrome P450 2K4-like. Gene Ontology annotation, biological process: xenobiotic metabolic process. The record is from RefSeq and is a predicted model, not a curated record. NCBI's taxonomy places the organism in Eukaryota, Metazoa, Chordata, Actinopteri, Cichliformes, Cichlidae. The transcript has 11 exons. Gene Ontology annotation, cellular component: intracellular membrane-bounded organelle; cytoplasm. Bases 1 to 1662 code for a protein of 553 amino acids. Gene Ontology annotation, molecular function: heme binding; iron ion binding; oxidoreductase activity, acting on paired donors, with incorporation or reduction of molecular oxygen, reduced flavin or flavoprotein as one donor, and incorporation of one atom of oxygen.
AUGAAAGAGCAAGGACCUCAGCAGCCUGAAUCUCCUGCCAGACGGCAGCAGCUUAAAUACCCGGUGUCCUGGGUGUGUACAGUCCUGCAGGAUGCUGCGUGCCCUCCUGAGACAGCAAGUGCUGUACAGGUCCUUCAGGGAGGGAAGAGGAUGUCCAAUGAUGCUUUGGCCCAUAUUAACCCUCUGAAGUGCCUUUUUGUGUGCUGUGCCCUGACAGUCCUUCUACUGAGCUAUUUCCUUUCCUCUAACAUUUUUAGCACCCAAAAGGAUGGAAAGGAGCCUCCUGGACCCACACCACUUCCUGUAAUUGGGACUCUGCAACAGCUGGACCUAAAUACACUACACAUCAAGUUACUGGAGUUAUCCAAGAAAUAUGGAUCAAUUUUCACCAUCUAUCUGGGAACCAAAAAAGUAGUGUUCCUGUUAGGAUACAACACAGUAAAGGAGGCACUUGUUGACUAUGCUGAAGCGUUUGGAGAAAGGGAUCCGAUACCAAUUAUGGAUGAGCUAUUUCGAGGACAGGGUAUUGUAUGGGCUAAUGGUGAAUCAUGGAAAAAGAUGAGGCAGUUUAUGAUGAUGAAUCUGAAGGACUUUGGAAUGGGAAAGAAAGAGGACAAAAUCAUCGAGGAGUGUCAUUACCUUUUGGAAGCUUUUAAACCCUUCAAAGGAAAGGCAUUUGAUGUUAACCAAUUAUUAAGCAACGCAACUGCAAAUGUUAUCUGCUCCUUGAUCUAUGGCAACAGAUUUGAUUACAAUGACCCCGAGUUUACAUCUUUGGUAUAUCGUACAUGCAGAAACAUGAAACUUUUGAGUACCCCAUCUGUCCAGCUUUAUAACAUGUUCCCGUGGAUUGGCAAAUGGUUCUCUUACCCAAAUGAAUUCAAAAAAGCAUUUGCAGCCAACAGGGAACAACAGAUGAAAUUAGUGAGUCAUUUGAAAGAAACUCUCAAUCCAAAGAUGUGCAGAGGCUUUGUGGAUGCCUUUCUGAUUCACCAAGACAAUUUGGAGAAAUCUGGAAUUACCACCAGUCAUUUCCACAAUGAAAACCUCCUGAUGACAAUAAUCAGUUUAUUUGUUGGUGGCACUGAAACAUUAUCACGCACAAUCACAUGGGGACUUUUUCUUAUGGCCAAGUAUCCAAAGAUACAGGAGAAGGUCCGGGAGGAGCUAAGCAGAGUAAUGGGAGAUCAUCAGGUCCAGUUUAAAGACAGGACAGAGCUGCCUUUCACCAAUGCUGUCAUCCAUGAGACACAGAGGCUAACAGCUAUUGCUGCCCUGGGGCUUCCUCACAGAACUUCACAGGACAUUACCUUUAGGGGUCACUUCAUUAAGAAGGGGACAGCUGUGUAUCCUUUCCUAUUGUCUGUUCUGUCUGAUGAGAGUGAAUGGGAGAAACCGUACACUCUUUAUCCGGAACACUUCCUGGACAAAGAUGGAAAGUUUAUCCAGCGUGAUGCCUUCAUGGUUUUUUCUGCAGGUCGCAGGGUUUGUCCCGGAGCAAGGCUGGCCAGGACGGAACUCUUCAUCUUCUUCACCUUCCUUCUGCAGCACUUCCGAAUUACUCUGCCACCUGGGGUUUCAGAGGAUGAACUGUAUCUAUCAGCAUCCGAUAGCCUGAUCCAUAACCAUUCAAAUGUUAAACUGUGUGCUGUCCCCUUGUGA